UCCAUCCCUUUGGGCUUUACGCUUUUGGACCGGCCGAGAUCUCCCCUCACCCGUCGCCGUUACAGAUGCGGGCCUAGACGAGAGGACACUGGACACCCCCCCUAUAUCACCGGAGCAAAGGCGCGCAAGGCGGCGGCGUGGCAUUGCGAAACAGCUUAGCAGAGAUGGCGGCCGGAGCUCCUCAUAACAUAUCAGCUAGCUAGCAUUCUCAUGUCGCAAAGCUAGGCUCCGGCAGUAGCGCGCCGCACCUAGCAAUCUUCUAGAGCAUCGCUCGCCCAGUCGCCCCCGGCGGCUGCUGCAAAAGGGGGAUCGAGGACAGAAUGAGAGUCCUCAGCCUCGUGCCGCUGGCGGUUCUUGUCCUCGCCGCGCUCCUGAGCUCCGGCCCUGCUAUCGUCCGCGGCGUCCGGGUGCCGCCGGCGGUUCUCGCCGCCGGGCGCCAGACGGGAGAGUACCGGGGCGCCUUGCCGCCCGAGCAGCGACGACCAAGGAGGACGGCCGCCGCUGCUAGCGGCGCCAGCGCCCGGCUCGACGCUUCCAGGAAGGCCGCGGGUCCCCUCCCUCCCUCCACGGUGUUCGACCCCGACAGGAUGAGCAAGCGCCGGGUCCGGAGAGGCUCCGACCCCAUACACAACAAGUGCUGAUGAUCGCUGCCUCUUCGACCCCAGAGCUUCCAAGUGUCAAUUCUCUUGGUUUAUUUCCUUCUGAUUUUCUCUUCUUGAAAACUCUCUCUCUCUCUCUCUCUCUCUCUCUCUCUCUCUCUCUCUCUCUCUCUCUCUUCCAUUUAGCACUUUUUCUUUCUGAGGCUAGAAGAGCUGUUCUGCCUAGGGUGCAAACGAUUUUG
This is a messenger RNA of Panicum hallii, 841 nucleotides long. RefSeq lists its product as uncharacterized. The transcript has a single exon. Bases 321 to 641 code for a protein of 106 amino acids. Lineage: Eukaryota; Viridiplantae; Streptophyta; Magnoliopsida; Poales; Poaceae. The record is from RefSeq and is a predicted model, not a curated record.